Molecule: messenger RNA, 1365 nt
Organism: Lampris incognitus (smalleye Pacific opah)
Lineage: Eukaryota; Metazoa; Chordata; Actinopteri; Lampriformes; Lampridae
Gene: btbd17a
Product: BTB (POZ) domain containing 17a
Exons: 2
Coding region: 1-1365 (454 amino acids)
Molecular function (GO): protein binding
Source: RefSeq, a predicted model, not a curated record
AUGCUGAAAAGCGAUGGAUCCCAAGAUGAAGGUGGUGGAGGGGACACAAUCAGCCAUUCGUCGACCCUGUUGCGGCGUCUGGAGACCCUUCUGGUUCAGGGCAACAGCAGCGACGUGGUCCUGAGGGUGGAGACGCCCAGCCUGGACGAGGUGAAGGUGAUCCAGGCCCACUCGCUUGUCCUCUCCCUGCAGAGCCCUGUCUUUGAGGAGCUGCUGCCCAGCCGCAACGGUAGCACGCUGCUCCUCAGAGAGAGCCCUGACUCUGCCGCCGUCUUUGACAAGUUCAUCAGGUAUCUGUAUUGUGGGGAAAUUUCCCUCCGUCUGGAACAGGCCACCCCUUUGCAUAAGCUGGCUACCAAGUACCAUGUGCUGGAGCUUCAGCAGGGGAUCACUCAGUUCAUGACCCAGAAUCUGGCCCGGGACUCACCCUCGGGUCAUGUGGUGGGCUGGUACGAGUACGCCCUGCAGGCCGGAGACAUCACCUUGAGGGACAGCUGCCUUCAGUACCUGGCUUGGAAUCUGUCCUCUGUGCUGCUGAGCGGCGAGUGGGCGACCAUGAGCAGCCAGCUGCUCAUGUCCCUACUCCAGCGCUCCGACCUCAUCCUCCAGAGCGAGAUGGAGCUCUUCGCAGCUCUGGAGGCCUGGAUCAUCCAGAACGAGCCGGACAGUCUGAUUGCCGAGAACGCCCUGAGGGCUGUGCGCUAUGCCAUGAUGCCCCCCCAGGAGCUCUUCCGCCUGCAGACGCAGUCCCCCAUCCUGGCCCACUACCAAGAGUCUGUGCGGGAUCUGCUCUACAUGUCCUACCAGUUCCACUCUGCCUCGCCACUGCACAUGGCCAAAUACUUUGAUGUGAACUGCAGCCUCUUCAUACCCAGGAACUACCUGUCUCCGGUCUGGGGGUCCGCCUGGGUCAUCAACAACCCUACCCGUGAUGACCGUAGCACCAGCUUUCAGACCCAGCUGGGGCCCAGUGGGCACGAUGCCACCAAGCGGGUGACCUGGAAUGCCCUGUUCUCCCCGCGCUGGCUGCCCCUCAGCAUGAGAUCCAUGUACACCGAAACGGGCGCCAUGCAGCCCACACGUGUGGAGGGAGGGCGGCCGCGCAUUAUCAUCACGCCCGCCACCUCCAGCGCUGACUUCGCCGGGGUGAACUUCCAGAAGACGGUUAUCGUGAUGGCACAGAAGCAGGGCAAAGUGGUGGUGAGACAUGUCUACAACUUCCACCAGAGCACGGAAGAGAAUGGGGAUUUCCUAGCCGAGGCCAACCUGUACCACCGGACAUCUGAUUAUCUUAUCGACAACUCCCUCUACCUCCAUAUUGUGGUCAAGCCCCUGUACCAAACCCUCAUAACCGCCAAGAACUAG